This is a messenger RNA of Euleptes europaea (tarantolino), 1349 nucleotides long. RefSeq names its product isthmin 2 (gene ISM2). Bases 13 to 1326 code for a protein of 437 amino acids. Lineage: Eukaryota; Metazoa; Chordata; Lepidosauria; Squamata; Sphaerodactylidae. The transcript is spliced from 5 exons. The record is from RefSeq and is a predicted model, not a curated record.
ACUUCAUCAGACAUGGCUCCAAUCAAAGAAGAGGAGGUUCCACGGUCCAACAAAGUUCGGAACCUGAGGCAAAAUGGACAGGUCACGCCACGCCGGCACAAACGCCGUUGGCCAUCGCAGCAUGUUACAAGGAACCAGUUAGCAUCACUUCAGCCUGCUGGCACAAUCCAGGAAGAGAGCACACCUUUUGUGCUGGAUUUACAGAACCUGCCAGGCUUAGCUAAUGUGGAUCUGAGUGCCCAGAACCCAAACAUACAGGUUACUAUAGAGGUAGUAGAUGAUCCUCAGGCUGAGAUGGAGAUGGACCUACUGAAGGAGACCAGCAAUGACUGGUCUCUGACUUCCUCUGAAUGGCUGUCCCACAAAGACCUCUUCUGGCCCCUCUUCUGGGAGUACACAGACCCUGUGGAGGAAAGGGAUGAAGAUGGCAACUUGGACAUAAAGAACCAAGAGGAAGAAGAAGAAGAGGAGGAGGACUAUACAUCAGAGUAUGAUGAGGAGGAGACAGUUCUGAGUGGAGUGGGAGGGGACUGGGACCAGAGGUGGCCCAAUCAGAAGAACUGGAUCUUUAAAGAAAAGUACAAUUAUGACUAUGAAGAUGAAGAGGAGUGGAGCUCUUGGUCCCCCUGUGGCGUCACCUGCGGCAGUGGCAGCCAGAAGAGAACCCGGUCUUGUGGCUAUGCUUGUACUGCCACGGAGUCAAGAACCUGUGACCUGCUCCGCUGUCCUGGAGCAGAUGGAGAGCUGGCUUUUGCCACUGAGGAGCCACCAUUUGAAGCUGAGAAUGCCACAGAGAUCUUAAACUCAGAUGUGGACAGCUGUGAGAAGUGGCUGAACUGCAAAAGUGACUUCCUCAACAAAUACCUGAGCAAAGUACUUUCAGACCUGCCCAGCUGUCCCUGCUCUUACCCUCUGGAAGCCGUGUACAGCGCUGUGAACUUGCGAGACGAGCAGCAGGGCAAAAACUUCCGCUGGCGGGAUGCCAGCGGGCCCAAGGAACGGCUGGACAUCUACAAGCCCACCGCCCGUUUCUGCCUGCGCUCCAUGCUCUCCUUGGACAGCACCACGCUGGCCGCCCAGCACUGCUGCUAUGACGAGAACACCAAGCUGAUCACUCGAGGCAAGGGGGCUGGCGCUCCCAACCUCAUCAGCACAGAGUUCUCCCCAGAGCUUCACUACAAGGUGGACAUGCUGCCUUGGAUCCUCUGCAAGGGAGACUGGAGCCGGUACCAUGCCGUGAGGCCUCCCAAUAACGGGCAGCAGUGUGCUGACAACCCCCCAGAGGACGAGUACCUCUCUCAGCUUCAGGAGGCCAGGGAAUAUUAGCCUAGACAGAAAGUGGGGCCGUG